Messenger RNA from Osmia lignaria (orchard mason bee), 2829 nucleotides. RefSeq names its product malate dehydrogenase, mitochondrial. Gene Ontology annotation, molecular function: L-malate dehydrogenase (NAD+) activity. Lineage: Eukaryota; Metazoa; Arthropoda; Insecta; Hymenoptera; Megachilidae. The record is from RefSeq and is a predicted model, not a curated record. Gene Ontology annotation, biological process: tricarboxylic acid cycle. Gene Ontology annotation, cellular component: mitochondrion; cytoplasm.
UACUCGCUUCAAUGCGCGUUAGGAUUUAUUGUAAAGAAACGAAAUUUAUUAGUAAUUUAGUAAUUUAUUAGUAAGAAAAAAUGGUGACAACAUGUUUGCAUCCACAAUUCGUAGAUCUAAAUCUUUAAUGUCACGUACUUUAUGUGGAAGGUUUUUUCAUUCCUUGGUUAGAUACAAUAUUUCAGAUAUACAUUUUACACAAUUGAAUCGUUUUUUUUCAAAAUCUAUGAAAGUGGCUGUACUUGGAGCUGCUAGUAAAACGGGAAAUUGUCUUUCGUUAUUUCUAAAACAAUCACCUUUAAUAGACGAAUUGGUAAUUUACGAUAGCAAAUCUACUCAUGGUCUUUCAGUGGACUUGAGUAACAUCGACACGAAAUGUAAGGUUAACGCGUGUGAUUCCUCCGAGGAAAGUCUUAGAGAAACGCUCGUAGGUACGAAGAUAGUGAUGAUCGUCACGGAUCAAACGACAGGGGAUGAAAUCAAAUCGAAUGAAACAUUGAUGCAUAACGCUAAUAUCCUAUCAAACUUGCUACCAAAUGUUAUUAAAUUUUGUCCCCAGGCUAUGGUCGCGGUCGCAAUGAAUCCAAUAAACAGCUUAAUACCUUUGACGAUGGAAAUGUAUAAGAAAGCCGGGAUUUACAAUCCUCAUCGCAUUUUUGGUGUAAUUAGUCUGAACUGUGUUAGAGCAAAUACUUUUGCAGCGGAAGUAAUAGGUAUCGAACCGGAAUGCGUAAUGGUACCCGUGAUCGGCGGAGCUUGUUCGCACACAUGUGUACCACUUUUUUCUCAAGCACAGCCUUGUAACAAAAUAUCCGAGCAAGAAGCUAGGAAAUUAACAGAGGGGGUACGGACGACCGAUGGAAAGAUAUCGAGGAUGAGCAAAGACAAAGAAAGAACUUGUUUCGCUCUAGCUUUCGGAGCAGCCAGAUUUUGCAUAUCUCUUUGCAAAGCAUUACGACAUCAAAGCGGUGUCGUGGAAUGCGCUUACGUUCGAUCUUGUCUGAUACCAGAGUUAACAUAUUUCGCUGCCCCCUUGGAAUUAGGGCCAGAUGGAAUUCAGAGGCAUCUGGGCAUUCCACCUUUGAACGAUUACGAAUGUAAUCUUCUUAAAACAGCUAUGCCAUUCAUCAAAAAUGCUAUUACGCUUGGAGAGGCUCUUGCUCUUGGCGACGAGAAUAAUUUUUCCGAGGCACGUCUACAAGGUAGCAGUUCGGGCAACGAAGUGACUUCACCCCCUGUAUCACAAUCUUCGGCAUAAUUUUAUAACGUGUGAACGUACAGUUAAAAUUUGUUGUAUGCUCUUCUUGCACAUAUGUUAAUUUUGAAAAAAAGGAAAGCACGUAUGAACCCGCAAAGCAAAGAACCUAACCCGACCAGGUGGAGUUUCCACGAGGGAAAAAACGAUUUUGAUGACAUCGUUAUCGAAUCGUUUCACACUGAAUGUUCAGCUGCUACCUCUGGUUGGUAACGUUGGAAAAAUCGGCAACAAUAGCUCGUAAAGCAAGCGAGACCGUGAAGCAUCGUGUCGAAGCGAAACGCUGUACUCGAGAUCGAGCCACGAUAAACCUGUAAAAUAGUUAAUGGCGAUCGUAAUAGUGGCAGCGAUCCAUUCUAUAGAGCAUUGCUUUACGAGCAAGUUGGACGUCUGCAUGGGGAUUGGACGCAUUUAUUUUCGCGUAAAUCGACGAGUGAUCGGGCAGAAACGUUCGACCAAGUUUUCGAACGUGCCGCGAAAACAAAGCGAUAAAGAUAGCCUGUUACGGUUGAAGAUGUACCUACAAAUUGUUCUUCGUUUACGCGGCUGUCGAGUAGGCUAAAGACAUUUCAACUGAAAUGCUUUUCGACAUCGUUACCGAGGAAAAGGAAAAGUUUGUUGGAUUGUUGGUACCUGCGUGUAUUAAAGACAUAUAUCAAAAUUCUUGCCCCAUUAUAACGGUGAUGAUCCAGUUGGAAGAAAUCCACCGGUUUAGUCGCGUGGUUCCUGAGUUUACUGGUUUAUUAAACGCGUCUAGCAAGAGAGCAAGUUAACCAGAGUCGCCUAACCAGGGAAGCCUUUGAAUCUGAUAAGAACAAAUACAAUCUGGUCUAAAAGAUUGUAGAAGCGGACGCGGUUUUCGAAGAGCUACCGCAUCAACGAGUCUCAGGUUACCAGGUAGAUACGUGCAACAAAAGUACUAGAAACUCGUCCUUUCCGCAUUCCCGACACGCCAUGGUGUUCCCAAGUGUGCGCCGCGACUGCAGACAAGAUACGGACGACUGCAGCUGGCAACUCUUUGGCAGAAGGGAUUAUUGCAGAGUCCCGAAGAGGGAGGAAGGUGCGGGUGUUGCCUAUCGCAAAUCCUCUCUCUAAGCGAACCACUCUUAAACUCUCUACAUUCCAGCGCGAUUCAACCUCACAAGCCAUAACCGAACCGGUAUAAUAAUACGAGCUGUUGCAAACGUCACGUUCUUCCUCUCAUAACCGUUUUCUCUUAUGAGUUACUCACUCGCCACCGCUAUUUAACUAUUAAAUUUCUACAUGCUCGAGCACAAAUUCGUCGGUCUUACGUCUCAAUCGUCUCGCGAUCCUUUUCCACUCUCAACGGUUUACGAUUUUCCAUUAGAUUGUCGUCACGUUCCGAAGCAUCAACUGACGCUUUUAACGAGACAUCAUCGAUCGUAACUAAUGCACGAUUCGAAUAGUUUUCAUGCAACGAUCCAUCUUUUUACUGGUGAACACACCGGUCGGCCUUGAUAGACUAAACGACGAGGAUCGUUUCGAUGCUAACGAUCAAUUUCAGCGUAAUAUCGAGGUGCAUAAUAAGCUAAUGAGUAAUAAACUGGCCAACA